AUGCGCGACCAACCAGGAGAGAACAAAUGGGCGGAUGUUGAUGUCAGCUACACUUCGGCUCUCUGGGAAGAGCGUGGUGUCGUCGCCAGCGAAGUAUUCAUUGUCCCCACCGUCGUGUCCGGCAAAGGCACUCGUCACCUCCUGUCCAUCACAGACCAAGGCAUCAGCGACCUCGGCGCCCAAGCUACCGACCUCGCCGACGAAGCCAAAACCGUCGACCACGAACAAACCGCCAUCAAGUUCGCUCUGCUCCAGGAGCACCGUUUCAAGCAGCAAUUAGAGCGGCGGGGGUUGACAGAGCUGUCGGCACGAAUCCGCGCGUUCCGCGUCCUCCAGGAUUUCGAGGCGUACGCGGCGUUGGUGGACCAGGCACACCAGCUGGCAGAGCAUUUGCUGGGCAAGUUCGGGCAGUUGCAAAAGGUGGCACAGCGCGUGCUUGCCGAGCAGGAGGAAAAGGGCGACGAGCUCACCCGGACGCCAGAAGCGGUCAAGAAGCUCACCAUCAGCAUGAAGUGCGUGGAUACCAUCUGGGCCGACAUCAUCUCGUCGUGGACGAAGCUCAAGACGUUGAGGAACGAGGUGCAGGAGGCGAAGGUGGCGUUGCCGCCGAUACGCCGAAGUGUGAGGGUUGUCAGAAAGGACGAUGAUGGUGUAGAAGAUGGAGAUGGAGAGGGCGAGGGCGAUGGCAAUGGCGAAGCAGCGCAGGAAGAUGCUCAGUAG
Fonsecaea multimorphosa CBS 102226 is the source of this 720-nucleotide messenger RNA. RefSeq lists its product as uncharacterized. Bases 1 to 720 code for a protein of 239 amino acids. The transcript has 2 exons. NCBI's taxonomy places the organism in Eukaryota, Fungi, Ascomycota, Eurotiomycetes, Chaetothyriales, Herpotrichiellaceae. The record is from RefSeq and is a predicted model, not a curated record.